This is a messenger RNA of Clavispora lusitaniae ATCC 42720, 936 nucleotides long. RefSeq names its product arylformamidase. The record is from RefSeq and is a predicted model, not a curated record. Gene Ontology annotation, molecular function: arylformamidase activity. Lineage: Eukaryota; Fungi; Ascomycota; Pichiomycetes; Serinales; Metschnikowiaceae.
AUGAGCAAGGAUUGUUGUCUGUUUAAUUUUUUUUUUUUUUUUUUUUUUUUUUUUGAUCUUUUAUGGUCUCUUGGUGAACAAGUGCAAUAUAAGCGUCCUGUACCAGAUUCAAUUGGUACAGGUCUUGAUGUCGCUACUACCAAUAAUUCUGUUGUAGUCUUUUCUUCAAUGACAAGUAUAUCAAAAGAGAUCGCUUACGGUACACACCCGUUGCAGAGGAUCAAGUUCUUUCAUUACUCUCCUGCCAAUACUCAGUGUUUAGUUUUCGUCCAUGGUGGAGCAUGGAGAGAUCCAACAAAUACGUAUGAUGACUUCAAUCAACUAGCACAGCAUCUCCAGUCGCAGAUACCGAACUUCAAUUUUGUUGGAGUCAACUACAGACUCUCGCCUGAAGUAAAACAUCCUGAGCAUCUAAUGGAUUUAGGUGCGGCUUUGCUGUUUCUUAGCACCAGUUAUAAUAUGUCAAACUGCGUGUUGCUAGGCCAUUCUGUGGGCGCCACAUUGUUGAUGCAAUUGGUGAACUACAACAAGAUUAUAGAGCUUUCGGGCGUGACUGUUCCCGCUCCACUCGCAGUCAAGAUUUCGGGAAUGGUUUUCGUGGAUGGGAUUUAUGACAUGGUGGAUCUCAUAGAAGAAUAUGGGUCACUGUACGAGGAAUUUGUGGACAAUGCUUUCACUAAUGCAGACGGGUAUAUUAAUGCGCUGCAAAUGACGUGGAAGUGUAAAGAUAACUUUGAUGCAAAGUUUAAGGUACUUGUGGUUCAAUCUCUUGAAGACGAGUUGCUCAGCCUUCGACAGACAAAGCGAUUUGUCGAGUAUUUAAAGAAUCAGAAAGUCAUUUACGAGCUUGAUACUGGAGACUGGGGUCGCCACGAAGAGGUUUAUAGACGAGAGGAGUUAGCGCAGACAGUGAAAAAAUACUUAGAAAGUCUAUGA